Etheostoma cragini (Arkansas darter) is the source of this 6472-nucleotide messenger RNA. RefSeq names its product partitioning defective 3 homolog. Gene Ontology annotation, molecular function: protein binding; phosphatidylinositol binding. Gene Ontology annotation, cellular component: cell cortex; apical plasma membrane; apical junction complex. The transcript is spliced from 26 exons. Gene Ontology annotation, biological process: establishment of centrosome localization; microtubule cytoskeleton organization; establishment of cell polarity. NCBI's taxonomy places the organism in Eukaryota, Metazoa, Chordata, Actinopteri, Perciformes, Percidae. The record is from RefSeq and is a predicted model, not a curated record. Bases 276 to 4451 code for a protein of 1391 amino acids.
GCACUGUCAGUCCAGUUGUGCGCUCUCGCUGGAGAGGCUUUUUGUUGGGAAGUUUCUGGGAGUGAGUCAACACGGCACACAGGGAGGGACGCCUCCCAGCCCCGCCGCUGAAUCCAAAGCUGGGCUCCUCCGAGGACACAGGACACACAGACAACUUCACAUCGACCUCUUCACAACAACUGGGGAUUUAGUUUUUCAGCUUUCGCACACCGGGGAUGGUGAUUGUCUUUUUGACGCGGGUUUUUCCUCAUUGGAAUUAACGCAGCGGAGGUGAAAUGAAAGUAACUGUGUGUUUCGGGAGGACCCGGGUGGUCGUUCCGUGUGGCGAUGGGAAUAUACAAGUCCACAGCCUUAUCGAACAAGCUGCCAUGAGGUAUAAGAAGGCGAUCGCUAAGGACCCCAGCUACUGGGUCCAGGUCCACAGGUUGGAACAUGGAGAUGGAGGUAUUUUGGACCUGGAUGACAUGCUGUGCGAUGUGGUGGAUGACAAAGAUAGGCUGGUAGCAGUAUAUGAAGAGCAGGAUCCUCACAAUGGAGGCGACGGUACCAGUGCCAGCUCCACCGGUACGCAGAGUCCCGAACCCUUCACCAGUGACAUGAGCUCAGCAUCGGCCUUUCAGCCCUAUCAGCCCAACAGUGAGAUCGAGGUCACCCCGUCCGCUCUGCGAUCCAACAUGCCCCUCCAUGUCCGUCGCACCAGUGAUCCCUCCCUGGCCGGCCUUCCUACGGGCGAAGUCCCGGGUGGUCCAGAAGCACCGUCCAGAAAGAACCCAACCCGCUGGUCCACAACUGUUGGCUUCCAAAAGCACAAGCACAAACCAAACACAAGCGCUGGCACCGGCAGCCUGGAACGAAAGGGUAGGGGAGGCCAGGCCUAUCGGAGUCUUCCACGUGAUGCGAGUGGCUGGACCACUCAGUUCCAGAGGGAAAUGACUCGAUCAUCCCUGAGCGCCAACCAUCCAAUGGUGGACCGAUGGCUUGACAGGCAGGAACAGGAGGAGGAGGACGAAGAACGAAGGAGACAAGAAAGGAGGAUUGAAAGGAUUGAGCCAAUAGGGAGGGCCGAUUCCUCAUUGGAAUAUUCUCCUGCGUUGAGUCUAGAAUCCCUGCUCAAACCAGUAACGGUGUCCAAUGGAGGAGGGCCCCUCGGGAUCCACGUUGUGCCUCUCAGUUCGCAGGAUGUCAGGACUCAGGGCUUGCUGGUGAAGCGACUGGAGCGUGGGGGCAAAGCUGAGCAGGAGCGUCUCUUCCAGGAGAACGACUGUAUUGUCAAAAUUAAUCAGGGAGACAUUCGUAACCUGCGCUUCGAACAAGCCCAACACAUUUUCAAGAAGGCGAUGUGUGGGCCCGUCAUCCUUUUUCACGUGGUCCCCGCUGCCAUGAAGAGACAGUACGAGCUGCUGUCGGCCCGGAGCGAGCUCAGCCCGCCCCAGUCCAACAGAGUCCAAUUUGGCCCAGACUCUCAGCGCUCGCGGGACAAGUCCAGUUUGGUGGUGGGGUUGACUCCCAGAGCUGGACCACAGCCAGGCCUCAACCACGACCACCAAGGACCCCUGGCAGGAAGCACCCCAGAGCCGAGCCGACGUUAUGCCUCGUUACCCCCCAUCUUGGUCCCCAGGACCUCCACCUCCCCCUCCCUGCAGCGCAGGGUAAGCACAAAUCCCUCCACCAACUCCUACCUGAAGAACAAAGGACGCAGAUUCAACAUCCAGCUGAAGAAAGGUCCAGAGGGUCUUGGGUUCAGCAUCACAUCCAGGGACGUCCCCAUUGGUGGCAGUGCUCCCAUUUAUGUCAAAAACAUCCUUCCUCGUGGGGCCGCCAUCCAAGAUGGCCGAUUGAAAGCUGGAGACCAGCUGCUGGAGGUUAGUGGAGUGGACCUGAAUGAUAAGAGCCAGGAAGAGGUGGUGGCCCUGCUACGAGCCACGCCCAUGGGCGAGACUGUGAACCUGUCUGUGAUUCGCCCAGAGGACUCCCAGCUGCCUCGUGAAGUGCAGCCAGAGGAAGAUGACAUGGUGUUAACCGCUGACGGAACACAAGAGUUCCUGACCUUUGAGAUCCCUCUGAACGACUCAGGCUCAGCGGGCCUGGGGGUUAGUGUCAAGGGUAACCGCUCCAAGGAGAACCACACUGACUUGGGCAUCUUUGUCAAAUCCAUUAUUAAUGGAGGUGCUGCUAGCAAGGAUGGCCGUCUACGAGUCAACGACCAGCUCAUUGCAGUCAAUGGGGAGUCAUUGCAUGGGAUGAGCAACCAGGACGCCAUGGAAACACUGCGCAUGUCCAUGUCGGUAGAGGGCAACAAGCGAGGGAUGAUUCAGCUCAUCGUGGCUCGGCACGUGUCCAAAACCAAUGAGGUAGCCCCCUGCAGUCCUCCAGUUUUAGAGCAUCCAGUGACCUCUCUACAGGACAACCAGGAGCGCCGGAUUUCCAACUCUCCAUACGAAACAAUUGAAGGCUUGCACAGCAACUCCCCACGGCUGGCUAAUAUGAUCGAUCGCACUGGUAACUACCAGCUCUCUCCCACUGUGAACAUGCCGCAGGACGACAUAGUGAUGAUCGAAGAUGAUAGGCCGCCCCUGCUACCUGUCCACCUUUCCGACCAAUCAUCCUCUAGUUCCCACGAUGACAUGGGCUUUGUGGGAGAAUACCCGGUGCCCUGGAUCCACGAGCUGCCCGGUCAGAAUGAAUGCUCGCUCAGCCCAGACGCGGACCCUGACGGUUCGUUCCUGAGGGAGGGCUUCGGCCGCCAGAGUAUGUCCGAAAAACGCACCAAACAGUAUGAAAAUGCUAAUGAUCUGGACAUCAUCAAGGCGCGAAAGUCCAAGAGCAUGGAUCUAGUAGCAGAUGAGAUUAACUGCAGCACAACAACCAAUGGAGGUUCGUCAGAGGUUGGACCCUCGCUGGGACUGAAAAAGUCCAGCUCCCUUGAAAGCCUCCAGACGGCUGUUGCCGAGGCGUCGAUGAACAGUCAGAUCAAUGUUAACAGGCCGCGCUCGCGGAUCGCUAGGGGCCGCGGCUGCAACGAGAGCUUCCGAGCUGCAAUUGACAAAUCAUACGAGAAACCUGGGGUCCCAACAGCAGAAGAAGAGAACAUCAUGGAGACAUUGGACGAGGACACGGAGGGAAGUUCCAGAUCAGGUCGCGAGUCGAUGUCCACCAGCGGCGACCUCAUUCUGGGACCUGGGCUGAACGGCAACCUCUCCAAAGAUGACAGGCAGAAAGAUCGGGACAAGGUUGGGGAGAAGGAAAAGAAGAACCCUGAAAGGGAUAAAGAGAAGGAGAAAGACAAAGACAAGAACAAAUCCAAGAAAGGCGUGCUGAAGGGCCUGGGCGAGAUGUUCAGGUUUGGAAAGCACCGGAGGGAUGAGCGGCCAGGAGACAGGAUGGAGAGAAAGGGCUCCAGUAAAUGCAAAGCUGAGGACAUGCAGGCGUCAGAGGAGGAGACCUUGCGGAUGAGGCUGGAACAAGAGAGAAUACAGGCCAAGAUGCGGGAGCUUCGGGAAAAGCAGGCUAAGGAGAGGGAAUAUGCUGAGAUCCAAGACAUUGUCGGUGGUACCUUCAGCUCAGAUGAGGAGCACACCUACGCCGGCAUCGGGUCAUUAGACUCGUCGAUGGAUAGCAGCAGCAUGGAGACUCACAACCACCACUACCAUCUCCCCCAGAGUCCCCAGAGCCCGCGCCUUCCCUUGAGCCCACAGGACAACGGCCCACCCCUGGAGGCGUUGUAUGCCCAGGUCAACAAACCUCGCAAUGGACGCCCUGCAGCUCCAGACAGCAGUCAGUUGGCUCCCAGUAACCACGACCGGAUACAAAGGCUAAGGAAUGAGUUCCAGCAGGUCAGGCAUGAGGAUGACGUCGAUGACCGUAGGCACACCUACAGCUUCAACCAGUCCUGGGUCAGCAAUGGGACGGAGACGCUGAGCGGACGCCAUUCGGUAACAGUCGAGACUCAGGUCCAGAAACAGCAGCAAGAGGACCGAGAUGGUUUCCAACAAGCACAGAGACAGUACAACUCCCUGCCACGGCAACCUCGUAAGACUCCCAGCACGGUGUCCCAGGACUCAUGGGACAAGGUGUACAUGCCAGCAGAUGGAUUCCAGACAUCAAAGGAGAACCCUGGCCACUCCAGCAGCCAGGGAUCACGUAACGGCUACCUUGGAACGUCCAACUUCAAUGCCCGUGUCCUCUUAGAGACUCAGGAGUUGCUGAGGCAGGAGCAGAGGCGCAGAGAGCAGGAGGCCAACAAGGCCAGGCCACCCGCCGCACAGGACCCCCCCAGCGGCAGCACCUACGACCACAGCAGAGAGCACCUGCAGGCCCCGGGCUCUUCUGUGGUUCAGGCCCCACCUCAGUCCAAAGGCCCCUACAGACAAGAUGUACCCCCGUCGCCUUCUCAGCUCGCAAAGCUCAGCCGGCUUCGAGGCUCAGAGAAAGGGAGGCUGUUUUACUCCUGAGACAGUGACAAGGGAUUAGGAAACUUUUGGAAGAUUAGGACUGAGUCUAAGGAGCAUUAACAUGUACAAAAUACUACGAGGGCAAUGAGUCUGUUUUUUUAAUGAAAUGUUGAGAUACAACGAUUUUUAUAGAACUGUUGAUAGCAAUGUUAAUAUUCAAAGGAAAAAAAGUUUUUUUAAUGAUAUGAACCAAUCAUUUUCAAAAAGAAAUGUUUUGAGAUGUUUUACUGUCCAGAAUCAAGAUAAUGUAACUACAGUUUGUGUGUAAGUGCCUUCUGGUUGUAGACAUCAGCCCAAUUAUUCCUGUUUUUGGCUCAUGAUCUGCAGCUUUGACCCAUCCAUCUGAGACAUUUGUAAAGCAGACAAGGCAAUUGGUUUGGGCCAUCACUGCCUCGCCACAUCUACCCCCCAUAACCCCCCAUAACCCCCCAUAACCCCGAGCACGAGCAGCACGUUCUCACUCCCAUCGUGUCAAAAAUAAGCGCCUGGUCAAGGGCCUUUGGCGUUUGUGAUUGACGCAGAAAGUGUCCGUUAGCGUCAUAUUUAACCACGUUCCGGGUCGGGACUCUUGCCGUCACUUUUUGACGCUCUUAAGACUUGCGUCUGUCUUUGUUAUCAUAUUUAGACGUGCCUGGGGACUAUGUGGUUUAACUGACAUGGGGCACAAGAACGGGGAAGUGGAGUGGAGAGUGGAGUUACAAAAAGCAUGUUUCAGAAACACGCGGGACAUAAACAGGACAUGAACCCCGGUCUCUCGGGGGAAAUGUCCUGGGUUGUUUGACCCUUACCACCACCACAACUUACAUCCUCAUGCUUAUUUUUGGGCUUUUCUUACCGUUUGUCGCUCGUUAUACUUAGUCAUCGUACAGCUGCCUAUCCUCGAUGCGUUCUAUUCAGAUGCCAAAGGGGGAUUUUUAACGCUUAGAGCCACUGACCAGGCGUCAGUAUUUUAGGAGUUGGCACAAGACACGGCGCAGGCAUGUUUUUCUACCACUGGCGAGGUCUCAGCUGACCCCACGCUUGUGUGAAUGAGGCUUAAUUUCACUCAUGGGGACUUUGUCGAGCACUUAAAAUGUUAAAGGUGAAGUAAAAAUAAUAGUGAUAACGUAAAGUAAUAAUCCAAUCUAGUUCACGUGAGUGUGCUGCAACUGUACGUGUGUGUGUGUGUGUGUGUGUGUGUGUGUGUGUGUGUGUGUGUGUGUGUGUGGACAUGUGUUUAAGCGUCUGUGAACGCUGCCAGUUACUGGAUGCUCCAAUAUGUCUAUGAAUAUGUCUUGGCAGCCAUAUGAACCACUUGGCUGCCGAGUGGGAUAAGCGCAGAGGAGUAGGAGGGAGAGGAGAUGGGAGGCCUGACCCUGCAGAUGAUUCAGUCAAUGGAGUAAUCACAACUAUUCCUCUGAGUCGGCAGCACAAACAGGAGGUUACCCACAAGGCUCUGCUCCUUUUUUGCUGUCUCUUCUCUUCAUUUAUCUCCUUCAUCUGUCAGUUGCUUGUGUUUCUUUGAUUUUUUUCUGAGGCAGAAUCAUAUUGGGUCUUGUUUGUAUAGGGGGGGGGGUCUUCGUCCGACACAGAAACUGUUUUAAAUGAUAUGCCCAUGUUUUAUGUGUCUCCACCAUGAAUUCGGGAGGGGUUCAAGUGCCUGCAAUAUCUUUUCUCCACAUAUGCAAAUUUGAUAAUAUCCCAUAAUGCAUGUUUAUUAUUUCUGUUGUGUAAUUAUUGUUUGUGUGCCCCCUCUGCCACGAGGAUUCUUCCCAUAAAUCUAUUGUUUCAGGGGAUUUCUUUUUUUUUUUUAUCUUGGGAGAAAUGAGCUAUAUAUUCUUAUUGUUUCAUUGUGUUUUUAUGACCAUCCCUCAUUGUAUUUUAUUAUCCACAACACGGUACUAUGGUGGUAAAAAAAUGACUAAUAUGUAAGCACAGUGCAAUUUUCCUUUUUACAACAGUGUGUCAUUAAGAGCUGUUUCUGCCAUUCUCUGUACAUACAAUAUCAUUUUUUUUUUCAAUGAAUAAAUUGAGGGUGGAUU